Molecule: messenger RNA, 785 nt
Organism: Lolium perenne
Lineage: Eukaryota; Viridiplantae; Streptophyta; Magnoliopsida; Poales; Poaceae
Source: RefSeq, a predicted model, not a curated record
AUGGCUGUGCGGCCUGUGCCCAGGCUGAUGCUGAACCUGUACCCGCGGCUGGCGACGGACGGCGCGCCGGUGGGGGCGGCGGCGCUCGAUGACGACGACGACGAGGAGCCCCACGUCUGCUACGGCAUCAUGGUGGCGUUCGUGUCGCUGCUGCUCUUCUGCGUGCUCCUGGCCGUUGUCAGCCCCGCCAGGGCUUGCGCCAUCACCAGCCUCCUCGUCCUCCUCUUCGGCGUCGCCGCCUGCGUCGUGCCCACGCGCGGCACCGUCGCCGCGGCGGCUCGCGCAGACCGGAGCGGCGCGGGGAUGGGGACGCGGCAGCCCGCGCCGGUGCUGCGGCUGGCGCGCCGGUGCACCUGCGGGAUGACCGACGCGGCGAUCGGCGCCCUGCCGACGUUCGCGUACGGGAGCCCGGCGGCGGCCGACGCCAAGGGCGGCGAGGAGCCGCGCGGGAGCUGCGCCCCGCUGCUCUGCGCGGUGUGCCUGGAGGACGUGCUCGAGGGCGAGAUGGUGCGGCAGCUGCCGCCGUGCAGGCACCUGUUCCACGUCGAGUGCAUCGACUUGUGGCUGCGCACGCGCCGGACGUGCCCGCUCUGCCGCUGCGAGCUCUCGCCACCCAAGGUCGCGGCAAAACCUGCAGCGGCCGCCACGGAAUCAUCGGCACACGCGUUGCCAUUGCCACCGGUGUAACAGUGAUCCACCGCACGGCUACUGUUAUCAUACGUACGUAGCGACGUUCAGAUCUGCCAAGUUGCAGUCAAAUCUGUACGUGGAUAUAAUUAUGCCUA